This is a messenger RNA of Penicillium bovifimosum, 2151 nucleotides long. Its product is annotated as putative arsenite efflux transporter ArsB-like. The transcript has 3 exons. Gene Ontology annotation, cellular component: membrane. Lineage: Eukaryota; Fungi; Ascomycota; Eurotiomycetes; Eurotiales; Aspergillaceae. The record is from RefSeq and is a predicted model, not a curated record. Gene Ontology annotation, biological process: transmembrane transport. Bases 1 to 2151 code for a protein of 716 amino acids.
AUGGACGACGAACUCGACACAUCGAAAAUCAAAAGUUGGCGGUCAAUCAUUACUCUAAUCAUUUUUGUCAUAACUAAUAUCAUCGUGCUUUUCCCGUUUCAUGUGCCCAUAUACCUUCCUCGAUGGCUCGCGAACGGGGUUGUGGACACACUCAGUGCCUUGCGCAUAAUACCGCGCCGGAUCAAAACCAGCGACCCCAAUGCUAAAGAGAGCCGUUUCAUCAGACUUCGCUUCCCAUUGAACUUUUUGACAGCACCCCUGAUAGCGGAUCUCUUUCUUCUCGCUAUUUUGGCUAUUGGCCGACAAGAGGUACACGAUGGCACUAUCGGAACACACAGCAUCUCGCCCAUCGAUAUCAUGGUCUUCUUCCUCACUCUUGCAUACAUCGCCAUCUCGAUUGACGCUUCCGGCCUUAUCAGAUACCUGGCUUUCAAAGUUCUCCAAAAGGCCGGUAAGGUUGGCCACCGGUUGUUUUUCUACCUAUUUGCCUUCUUCUUUGGAUUGGGCACCUUCAUCGGAAACGACCCGAUUAUUCUGUCGGGUACAGCAUUCCUUGCGUAUAUGACUCGAGUAUCAAGCAACAUCGUCCACCCUCGAGCCUGGAUUCACAGCCAGUUUGCCAUAGCCAACAUCGCCUCCGCGAUUCUUGUCUCUUCCAACCCGACCAACCUAGUUCUUGCUGGCGCCUUCAAGAUCAAGUUCAUUGUCUACACUGCGAACAUGAUUGUUCCAGUAGUUGUCACAGCAAUCGUACUCUUUCCGUUCCUGCUGUACAUUAUCUUUGCCGACGAAUCCCUCAUCCCCUACUCCAUCACAAUGCACGAGCUGCCCGAAGGAGCCAAAUUCAAACCGCCCGUCAACCCCAACAUUCCGAAUGCCAGAGGAAACGCAGAAGAGGAGGAAAAAGAAGGCGACGGGCCGGGACAGCAACUCUCGCUAGAAGAGAUCAUGAACCCCUUCUUGGACAAAACGGGUGCUGCCUUUGGCGCAGUCAUCAUGGCUGCCACUCUCAUCACCGUCCUGGCAAUCAACGCAGCGAUCCAAAGGGACACAGAGGUUCCCGUUUUCUACGUCACCUUACCCGCUGCUUUCGUGAUGUUUUGCUGGGAUCUCGCAUUCGGUUGGUUCCACCGCCACGAGACACGAGAAAUCGCCGCCAAGGGUCGACGGGAUAUCGAAGACGCGCGGGCAGAGCGAGAACGGACAGGACAAAGCCCAGACACACAGACAUUGGACCAGUCCGAGCAGUAUGAUGCUUCGGGCCUACGCCACCGCAGUGAACACACAUAUGACGAGCUCUCGCUUGACGCAGCCGACAGUAACACGGCCUCGAAAGCGCCUUGUUCAGAACCCGAGACUCCAUUGUCGGUGUCUGUUCUCGUCGACAAAGAAAAGUUCCCGGAACUAGAGCUACCAGGGGGUGUUGCGAGGGACAGCAAUAAUCAUGCUCGCCCGUCUUCUCCCGAACCAUUGGACUCGAGACAGACUACCGAGACAACGACAGACGUGGAGAAACGCACGUAUACUUAUGAACGAGACACAGGACCCCCCACGUUGGUCUCACUCUGUGCUGAUCUGUACCGCUGGUCACAAGAGACGUUCCCUACCGUGACGGUCGUAGUAUCCCACAUGCCAUUCGCCCUGGUCCCAUUCGCCUUUGCGAUGUUCGUUCUAGUGCAGGCACUCGUCACCAAGGGCUGGGUACCCGUUUUCGCCUAUGGAUGGGACCAUUGGGUAGAAAAGACAGGGACAGUAGGCAGCAUCGGUGGAAUGGGAUUUAUAUCUGUGAUCUUAUGCAACUUCGCCGGCACAAAUAUCGGCACCACAAUCCUCCUCUCUCGCGUAAUCCAAGCAUGGCUACAAAUCCACGAAGUCAGCGGCGUCCCGAUCAGCGAUCGCACAUGGUGGGCUACUGUGUACAGCAUGGCGCUGGGCGUCAAUUACGGCGCUUUCAGCAGUGCGUUUAGCGCUUCGCUGGCUGGAAUGCUUUGGCGGGAUAUUUUGAACAGGAAACAUAUCCGCGUUGGCAGUCUGGAGUUCGCUCGUGUUAACCUUCCUAUUAUUGCUAUCUCUAUGGUGGUUGGCUGUGCUGUGCUUGUUGGAGAGGUUUAUAUCGUUCGAAGUGAUAAGCCGUAUAUUCCGGCUGCUUGA